This is a messenger RNA of Dryobates pubescens (Downy woodpecker), 2966 nucleotides long. RefSeq names its product lysyl oxidase like 3 (gene LOXL3). The record is from RefSeq and is a predicted model, not a curated record. Gene Ontology annotation, cellular component: membrane. The transcript has 15 exons. Gene Ontology annotation, molecular function: protein-lysine 6-oxidase activity; copper ion binding. Gene Ontology annotation, biological process: inflammatory response; peptidyl-lysine oxidation. NCBI's taxonomy places the organism in Eukaryota, Metazoa, Chordata, Aves, Piciformes, Picidae. The coding region runs from base 75 to 2399 and encodes 774 amino acids.
GACGCUCUCGCCUGGCGCUGUCGGAGCCGUGCACCCCGUGGGGACAAGAGGUACCGCCCAGGAGCCAAGCUGCCAUGGGAAGCUGUGGCACGUGGGCAUGGCAGGAGCUGCUGGUGCUGCUGAGUAGCCUCCUGUGGCUGUGGGCGGACAGUGCCCAGCCCACCCCACCAGGCCCCACACCCAACCCAGGACCCCAGCUAAAGUUUCGCCUGGCCGGUUACCCGCGCAAGCACAACGAGGGCCGUGUGGAGGUCUUCUACAAUGACGAGUGGGGCACCAUCUGCGAUGACGACUUCACGCUGGCCAACGCGCACGUGCUCUGCCGGCACCUCGGCUUCGUGGCUGCCGCGGGCUGGGCCCACAGCGCCAAGUAUGGCAAAGGCGUGGGACGGAUCUGGCUGGACAAUGUGAAUUGUGCUGGAGGAGAGAAGAGCAUUGGGGACUGCAAACACCGGGGCUGGGGGAACAGUGACUGCAGUCACGAGGAAGAUGCAGGUGUCGUCUGCAAGGAUGAGCGCAUCCCAGGCUUCAAGGACUCCAAUGUCAUCGAGAGCGAGCAGAGCCAUGUGGAGGAGGUGCGCCUGCGGCCGGUGGUGUCCGGGGCCCGGCGGCAGCUGCCAGUGUCAGAGGGCAUUGUGGAGGUGCGCUACAAGGAUGGCUGGGCACAGAUCUGCGAUGAGGGCUGGGACAGCCGGAACAGCCACGUGGUCUGUGGCAUGAUGGGCUUCCCUGCUGAAAAGAAGGUCAACAGGAACUUCUACAAGCUGGUCUCCAAGUCUCAGCCUAAACAAAAGCACAGGGAGGACGUAGGGCCCAGGAAGAGGCUGUUCUCAGAGCGGCAGCAGCUCAACUACCGCCUGCACUCAGUGUCCUGCACGGGUACUGAGGUGCACCUCUCCAUGUGUGCCUUUGAGUUCUACCGGGGCAAUGCCUCGGCUGCCUGCAGGGCUGGCAUGCCCGCCGUCGUCAGCUGUGUGCCUGGGCCUCUCUUCACCACUGCCAAUGGCCACAAGAAGAAACAGCGCCAGCAGCAGCAGGGUCAGCAGCGAAUCCGGCUGAAGGGUGGUGCCAAGGUUGGUGAGGGCCGCGUGGAGGUGCUCAAGAGCAGCGAGUGGGGCACCAUCUGUGAUGACCGCUGGAACCUGCUGUCGGCCAGCGUGGUGUGCCGGGAGCUGGGCUUUGGCAGUGCCAAGGAGGCCCUCACUGGGGCACGCAUGGGCCAAGGGACGGGACCCAUCCACAUGAAUGAAGUGCAGUGCCUGGGCACCGAGAAGUCCCUCUGGAGCUGUCCCUUCAAGAACAUCACACAGGAGGACUGCAAGCACACAGAGGAUGCAGCUGUUCGCUGCAACAUCCCCUACAUGGGCUAUGAGACCCUGAUUCGGCUGAGUGGGGGCCGGAGCCGCUUCGAGGGGCGGGUCGAGGUGGCGCUGGGGGCUGGUGAUGGGGACCAGCCCCACUGGGGCCUGGUCUGCGGUGAAGGCUGGGGUACACUCGAGGCGAUGGUGGCCUGUCGCCAGCUGGGUCUGGGAUUCGCUAACCACGGCUUACAAGAGACGUGGUACUGGGAUGCCAGUAACGUGACGGAGAUGGUGCUGAGUGGGGUGAAGUGUGCCGGCCAUGAGAUGUCCCUGAGUCACUGCCAGCACCAUGGCACCAGCCUGAACUGCAGGAACACGGGCACACGCUUUGCUGCUGGUGUCAUCUGCUCUGAGACUGCCUCCGACCUGCUGCUGCACGCCCCGCUGGUGCAGGAGACGGCGUACAUCGAGGACCGGCCCCUGCACAUGCUGUACUGUGCCGCCGAGGAGAACUGCCUCGCCAGCUCGGCACGCCUGGCCAACUGGCCCUACGGGCACCGCCGCCUGCUGCGCUUCUCCUCCCAGAUCCACAACAACGGCCGCGCCGACUUCCGCCCCAAGGCUGGCCGCCACUCCUGGGUCUGGCACGAGUGCCACCGGCACUACCACAGCAUGGACAUUUUCACCCACUAUGACAUCCUGACCCCCAACGGCACCAAGGUGGCAGAGGGACACAAGGCCAGCUUCUGCCUUGAGGACACCGAGUGUGAGGAAGGCGUGGCCAAGCGGUACGAGUGUGCCAACUUUGGGGAGCAGGGCAUCACUGUGGGCUGCUGGGACCUGUACCGGCAUGACAUCGACUGCCAGUGGAUCGACAUUACUGAUGUCAAGCCAGGCAACUACAUCCUGCAGGUCGUGAUCAACCCCAACUUCGAGGUGGCAGAGAGUGACUUCACCAACAAUGCCAUGAAAUGCAACUGCAAGUACGACGGGCAUCGCAUCUGGGUGCACAGCUGCCACAUUGGCGAUGCGCUCAGUGAGGAGGCCAACAGGCGGUUUGAGCAGUACCCAGGUCAGCUCAACAACCAGAUUUCGUAGGGCAUCUCCCUACCUCACCCUGCACAGGUAGAAGAAGCUGCUGGGGGCCAAUGAGGAGGCCUCAUGCAUGGCACUGCUGGUGCCAUACUCUGCUGGGCACUGCCCAGGACUCGCUGUCACCAGCUGCUCUUCCCACUUUGGGAGAUGGUGUUGAAGGCACUACACAGCAGCACCUCCCAGCCUGGGGUAAGCAUCCCAACCACUGGCCAGAAUCUGUGCCCAUGUCCCCUGGGCUAUGUUUGUGGGUAUGGUCUGGGAGGUCCUGUACCCUCACUGUCUCCCUCUGGUCUCAGUCCCUGCCAUCCUAGCUACACUCCACCUCCCAUUCUGCCCUGGUUCCUCUCACCCCCACAACCUUCCUCAGGGCCCAGCACCCAGCACCCACACAGGAAAUCACAGCCUUGCUCAGCCCUGGCUGUGCCCAUAGAUCCCCUUGUCCCCAGGGGCUGGUGUGGCUGCCCCUGCCCUGGCAGCACUGCCUCCAGACUGCCUCCAUCUGCCUGGCAGUGGCCCCCACACCCAUCUCUUAGUUAUAAUUUUAUUUUCUCUAUAAAGUUGCCAGUUCUA